AUGGAGGCUGCCAGACCCAGUGGAGGUGGAGGGAGCUUGGCUAGCAAGAAGCGGUUUAUUACCCAAGUGCUCACAGGGCCAUGGUUCUCGGUUUUCGCAUCAUUGCUAAUCAUGUCCACCGCCGGAACACCCUACGCGUUUGGACUGUACUCCAACGUCCUCAAAUCCGUCCUCGGAUAUGACCAGAGCACCCUCAACUUGGUCAGCUUCUUCAAGGACGUUGGUACCAACGUCGGCGUCCCAGCCGGCCUCAUCGCCGAGGUCACACCCACGUGGUUUGUUUUAUCACUGGGUGCAGUCAUGAACUUUUUUGGGUACUUAAUGAUAUGGCUGGCAGUGACCGAGAGAAUGGCAAAGCCCCACGUAUGGAUGAUGUGCUUGUACAUAUGUCUUGGGGCAAAUUCAACGGCUUUUGCCAACACUGGAGCACUCGUCACCUGCGUGAAGAACUUCCCAGAAAGCCGCGGGAUCGUGUUAGGGCUUCUAAAGGGAUACGUGGGCCUUAGUGGUGCUAUACUCACCCAACUCUACCAUGCUAUCUAUGGUAACGACUCAAAAUCAUUGAUUUUGCUAGUAGGAUGGCUUCCGGCCGCGAUAUCUUUCGCUUUUCUACGAACUAUAAGAACCAUGAAGUUCAAUCGGCUACAGAACGAGCUCCAAGUUUUCUAUAAUUUCUUAUAUAUAUCACUUGGCCUCGCUGGGUUUCUGACGAUCAUGAUUGUAGUACAGCAAAAGGCUACAUUAACGAAGAGCGAGUACAGUGGCAGUGCAGCUACGGCACUUUUCUUGCUCUUUCUUCCGCUUGCUGUCGUUAUCAUGGAGGAGCGUAAUCUUUGGAAGGGCAAGAAAUUAUCGGUCAAUAACUCUUCCAAGGCGCUGAAAAUAAUCACCGAGAAGCCGAGCAUGGAAACUAGUACUGAACUCUCCGUUCCCCGAGCCUGCUUUAGUACUCCAGAGACAAUCAAUUUGGCCCCUGAACGAGAUGCAAGAAAGCAAGUUUCAUGUUGGGGAACCAUAUUUACGCCGCCGGAUAGAGGGGAGGACUAUACCAUACUCCAAACACUCUGCAGCAUCGACAUGUUGAUACUAUUCUUUUCGGCAAUUUGUGGCGUUGGAGGCACCUUAACGGCCAUAGACAAUCUGGGACAGAUGGGAACGUCGCUCGGAUACCCAGCUCGCAGCAUAAGCACCUUUGUCUCUCUUGUAAGCAUAUGGAAUUAUCUUGGGCGGGUGGUGGCGGGUUUGGUCUCCGAAAUUCUUUUGAAAAAAUACAAAUUCCCACGCCCUCUCCUGCUCACUAUAGUCCUCCUAUUCGCAUGUGCUGGUCACCUUCUGAUUGCUUUUAAUCCUCCCGGCGGUCUCUAUGUGGCAUCCAUAAUAAUCGGGUUUACUUUCGGGGCACAAUGGCCGUUAAUUUUCGCAAUAAUUUCUGAAAUUUUUGGCCUUAAAUACUACUCGACUCUGUACAAUUUUGGGUCAGUGGCAAGCCCAAUUGGAUUAUAUAUACUCAACGUUAGGGUAACUGGACAUUUAUACGACAGGGAAGCUGAGAAGCAGCUGGCCGUUUUGGGACUCGAGAGGAAGCGAGGGGAGGCUUUAAACUGUACUGGGGUCGAUUGCUUCAAGCUGUCUUUCGUUAUAAUUACGGCAGUGACGUUGUUUGGCUCGCUUGUUUCCCUCGUAUUGGUGCUCAGGACUAGGAAGUUUUACAAGAGUGACAUUUACAAGAAGUUCCGGGAGGAGGUGCGAGCAACCGAGGAGGUGGCGAUGGCUGGAAAAUCCUUGGAUACCAAUGGUACUGGCCAGAACCGUUGACUUUAGACAACAUACGAAAGUAAAAAAGAUCUUAGAAAGAAGAGACAGA
Messenger RNA from Juglans regia (Persian walnut), 1864 nucleotides. RefSeq names its product protein NUCLEAR FUSION DEFECTIVE 4-like. The record is from RefSeq and is a predicted model, not a curated record. The transcript has a single exon. Lineage: Eukaryota; Viridiplantae; Streptophyta; Magnoliopsida; Fagales; Juglandaceae. The coding region runs from base 1 to 1815 and encodes 604 amino acids. Gene Ontology annotation, cellular component: membrane.